Phyllotreta striolata is the source of this 1136-nucleotide messenger RNA. NCBI's taxonomy places the organism in Eukaryota, Metazoa, Arthropoda, Insecta, Coleoptera, Chrysomelidae. The record is from the annotation of a GenBank genome assembly.
AAUUUUAGGUUAUAUUUCUCUCACCUCCACCAAUUUUAUCUUAACUACCGGUAUUUACGGUAUCUAAUCAACGAAUUUGCUAGAAGUCGAGUUGGAAGCGCCAUGAACAAGUUCUACGUGGUUUUCAGCGCGUUCGCUCUAACACUGAGCAUCGUCCCCACGAACACGGAGGGAUGUUUGGGCUGCCUCAAUCUCGACGAGUACAACUUCAACAAAAUCGUGCCGAAAUUCGAGGCCGUCCUGGUCAAAUUCGACGUGGCAUAUCCCUACGGGGAGAAGCACGAGAUAUUCAACUCGCUGGCGGGCGAGAUCGUGGACAAUCAGGAAUUCGUGCUGGCCCAGGUGGGUGUCAAAGACUAUGGGCAGAAGGAGAACGAGGAUUUCGCCAGGACCUUCGGCAUCGAUCCGAAGAGCGACUUGCCGGCGCUCCGGCUGUUCGUCCAGGGCGAGGACGAGCCUUUCGCGUUCGAAAAGAGCAUGCCGUGGAACAACGAAAACUUGAAGAGAUUCGUCAGGGAUCACACGAACGUUUACCUCGGACUGCCCGGGUGUAUAGAGAAAUUCGAUAAACUCGCCCAUAAGUUCAUCACCAGCCAAACUAAGGAGGAAGUUCUGAAAGAAACACAAGCGGAAGCCGGUAAAUUAACGUCCGAGAAAGAUAAAGAAAUCGCUGAUAACUACUUGAAGGUAAUGAAGAAAGUGCUCGAUAAUGGGUACUCGUUUGUUCUGCAAGAAGACGCUAGAUUGGAGAAGAUUCUGAGCGGAAAAGUGAACGAUAAGAAACGAAGAGAGCUGUCGAAUCGCCUGAACGUUUUGAAAUCGUUUAGUAUCGAACCGCAAAAGUCAGAGCUUUGAUUAAAGCUCAUUUUAUGUUUCUAUAUGGUAACGUUUCCUGGGGUGUUUCUUUACUAUAGGGUGCUUUCCGAAGAAAGGAAAAACAGUAGAAUCGCAAAGGGCUUAUAAAACGGGCAAAAUCGUUGUACUAGAAGUUAACCGACUAAAUGAAUGUUUUGCAAUCUUUUGAAUGAUACAAUAAGUAGUUCUUAAAAAAAACCAUAAAAUAUAAUGGUUAAACAUUCCUUAAGUCUAUAAAUAUAAACAUUCCAUUUGUUGAACUGAAUAAAUGUGUGAUACAA